Messenger RNA from Psylliodes chrysocephalus, 3663 nucleotides. The record is from the annotation of a GenBank genome assembly. Lineage: Eukaryota; Metazoa; Arthropoda; Insecta; Coleoptera; Chrysomelidae.
CAAACAUUAAAUACGAUCCCAUCACGACAUUGUACUCUUAUUAAAAAUUGAAAAAUGAAUAAUAGCGGUUGUAAAUUUCUGCCGGCAGAAAAUGCAAUCAUAAUUCGUAAACAGUAAUAAUUUAUUUAUAAAUUUAAUUUAUUGCUUUAUUAUUACCUACGAUCUAAGAUAGUUUGGUGAAAAAAUAUUUGUGUUAGUUAUAGUGAAAUAUGUGAUGUGAUAAGUGGCUGGAUGUUGGCUCUUAACGUAUAUACAACUUUAUUGCAUCCGCAUCUCCCAAAAAGAAAAAUCAACCCCAAUAAUCCUAAAUCAUCCCCUCAUCAUCCCAAAGUGCAGACAGUUCAAGACAGGCCUUUUUGUCUCUGCUGCGAUAUAUACGAGUAUCCUUCUUUUGCCGCGUUUUCGCAUAUACACAACGGCUGCGCCCUGCAUCCCUUAACGUGGAGGAAACCGUCCGAGAAUCUCCAAGUCGGCAGUGCUACGCGCGACUCCUCCAAAAUCACAGUAUCAACUGCACAACAUCGAUCCGGGGGUGGUAGAGUUGAAUUGGGGAGCAUGUCAGCUGCAAGUACACCGAGGAGGAAGCCCACUUAUCCAGGCUCCCUCACGGACCUGCACAGAUUCAGAAAAACCGCCCACGGUCACGAUGGCUCCAGCAGGAUUGUGAUGGUAAGAAAGACUGAUCAAAGGACCUUUGCUUCCAUUCAAAACGGACAGGAACCAAAAUUGGAAACAAUCACACGAGAGACAAUCGAAACAUUCAGAGGUGAAAGAACGGAAUGCAAAAUCACCACUGAAAAAAAGGAUACAGAAGAAAAGUGCCCUCAAGAUAUCAUAGAAGCUCUAACUCAUAGAGAAGCUAAAAAUAGCAAAAAGCCUAACGUUAAGAAAAAAAAUACAAAAAUGGACUUUCAGCACGAGUGCCUUCAAGCCCACAACGAGUACAGGCUCAGACACGGCGUCCCACCGUUAAAAUUAAACAAAGAAAUGUGCAAAGUGAGCCAAGAUUGGGCCAACAACCUUAUCAAAAAAAGCGUUUUGCAACACAGCAACAACCGAGAUUACGGAGAAAAUUUGUUUUGUAUUCAAUCCAGCAAUCCGAAUUUCACUAUUAAUGGUACAAAAGCCGUAGAAAAUUGGUAUGAAGAGAUCAAAUGCCACAAAUUUGGUGUAGAACCCAAUAGUUUAUCGUCUGGUCAUUUUACACAGGUGGUGUGGAAAGAUUCAAAAGAACUGGGAGUAGCUUUCGCCAAAUCUGGCGGGAAAAUAAUAGUAGUAGCCAACUAUUAUCCAGCCGGAAACAUAAUAGGCCAUUUUGCGGAAAACGUACCACCUCUGGGAGGCUUCCAGACCAACAACAAUCACAUAGAUCUGUCUAGCGAUAUUGAAAAACUAUCUUUAAGCGUACCUAGAUCGCCGAGCCAAAAAUUGCACCAAAACGUCACCGAAGGAAACUUCGAAGAGGACUUUUUAGAAGCGCAUAAUUCGUAUAGGAGAAGACAUGGUGUAGCACCGUUACAAUUAGAUAAGAAGUUAUGUAAAUACAGCCAGGAAUGGGCUUCGUAUCUAGCUCAAAAGAAUAUCUUGGAGCACAGACCUGGUAGUAAUUAUGGGGAGAACAUUUAUUGCCUGUACUCAUCAGAUCCUAAUUUCACCAUCAACGGGCAUUCUCCUGUGGAUACGUGGUACGAAGAAGUUUCUCAGCAUCCGUUCGGUAAAGAGCCAAGCAAUCUCAAGUCCGGUCACUUUUCUCAAGUCAUCUGGAAAUCCAGUGAAUUCCUUGGAGUCGGCGUAGCCAAAAACUCUCAAGGAAGUAUCUACGUCGUUGCUAACUAUUCACCGGCUGGUAACUUCGUUGGACACUACGUCGAAAAUGUCCCUCCUGUCAAACCGGCGUUUUACAGUCAGCAGUUACCUAAGAAAAUGGCAAGCAGUCCAGGAUCGUCAGAUAAAUCGCCUGUAGCCGGUACGUCACAAGGGACCUUCGAUCAGUUUGCUAUAGACGCUUUGAAAGUUCAUAACGAGUACAGGAGGAAGCAUGGAGUACCGGAUCUAAUGCUAAGUGAAGAGCUUUGCAAGUAUGCCCAAGAAUGGGCAGACACAUGCGCAAAAACAGCCAGUCUACAGCACAGAGCAAACUCAAAUUACGGUGAAAAUAUUUUCUGCGUUUAUUCAUCAGAUUACAGCCACACUCCUAGCGCAAGGGACGCAAUAAAAGAAUGGUACGACGAAUCUAAACGACAUAGCUAUGGGGUGGAGAAAGUAAAUAUGGCGACGCUGCAUUUUACACAAGUCGUUUGGAAGGCUAGUAGAGAAGUGGGAGUAGGUAUGGCCAAAAAUAAAAAAGGACAAACGUACGUGGUUGCCAACUAUAAUCCAAGAGGCAACUGCAUUGGAAAAUUCGUAGAAAACGUGCCUAGACCUAAAUCUUGACGACUGAAGAGUCCCAAAAAAGUGCAUUUCACUUUAUAAUAUUCCAUAUUUUUUAUACGCCAAAGAAUAAUCUUAGAGUUAAACUUAUGCUUUAUGCAAAAAGCAUUUCCAUUUACAUAUUAUUUUAUUUGUUUUUUAGAAUUUCGCAUUUAUUUAAACACAUUCGGGGAUAAAAUUGUCAAAUAUUUAACUAUAUGUCUAUUUAAAAAAUGUCCUUCCUAUUUGUGAUAAUUGAUCGUUUAAAAUAUUUCAUAAAUUUUCUCCACGAUAGUGUACUGAUAUUCUAUUUCUUGGUAUAUAUUGCCUAUUUAAACAAAAUAUUACCAGUAUUAUGACUUAUAGUAAAAAUAUACAUCUAGCGUUAAUAUAUCAUCCUUCCCUUAUCGAAUUUUUUCGAAAAAUCGAGCUCGAAUUUUUAAAUUUGUAAUUCAAAAAACGUACUGAAAAUGAAAACGGAAAGUGAUUUAAUGGAUUAAGACUGUUUUGGUACUUAUUACAAUCUAGAAACGUAUCUGUGAGUGAUUGUCUAAUGUAAAUAUAAAUUUUUUUGUACCUACGUUUUCGUGCAGUAGUAAAAAAACAGUAAACCUAAGUAUUGCAAAUAAAGAACGCACCAAGUACUUACAUUUCGGUCAUCAGGGUUUCAAGAUCUUUCAAAUGAUGUGUAACAUGAACUUUAUAGUCAAUAAAAUAAUUCAAGAUAGCGUCACUUGUGAAAAAUAGCACUAAUUUGUGCGCAAAUAAUACAUAAUUUAACUUUCCUCCCUUACUAUGUAUAUUUAGUAAAUAAAUUACACUCAAAAGAUUUUUAUAUUAAAUUACUUGAUUGAUUUUUUAUAUCAAGCAUAAAUAUGAUUUAAAAUAGUUAUUUCUGAGGUUGUACCAAUUUCAUGGCCGUCAUAAAAAAGGCCUAAAUCGUCCUUAUAGGUACUUACCCUUUAAAAUAUUAUCAAUUUUCUAUUAGUGAUGCGUUCUUUUUCGAAUAUACACCACAAACAGGUGCCCCUUUAUUCAAUUACAUGGAGAUAAAUAAUAUUAAUCAGUAAUGGAAUAGAUUUUUUGAAAAGAAAUUUUAUAUUUACCUUUUAUUCUCUGUCAUUAAAAUCCGUAGGUAAUUGGGGACAAAUCCUCUAUUAUAAUUAUAUACAGCACCCAGCCAAAGAUUAGUAAUUACACCAAAAAAUAUAAUACCUAUAUAAACCUAAAAAUUGUCAAUUUUAACCAUAACCU